Molecule: messenger RNA, 13482 nt
Organism: Hydatigera taeniaeformis
Lineage: Eukaryota; Metazoa; Platyhelminthes; Cestoda; Cyclophyllidea; Taeniidae
Source: the annotation of a GenBank genome assembly
AUGGCGACAUCAGCUUACCUGGAUAGCAUCAGGCAUGGUAUUGAAUCAGUACAGUAUGAACAAAAUACCAUCAAUCGUCUCCAUGCUGACGCUGCCCGCGUACAAAAAAAGGCUUUUACAAAGUGGAUUAACUUUUACCUUAAACCCAGUAAUAUGGAAGUAACUGAUCUCUACACUGACCUUAGCGAUGGAAAGCGCCUCAUGAAACUUCUUGAGGUCAUUUCCAACGCAAAUUUAGGAAAACCCAACAAAGGUGUCCUGCGUGUACAGAAAAUCGAAAAUGUUGGCAGAGCUAUCGAAUUUAUUAAAACAAAGGUGCACUUGGAAAAUAUAGGUGCUGAGGACAUCGUUGAUGGAAACCCCACCCUCAUUCUUGGCCUAAUUUGGACCAUUAUCUUGCGCUUCCAAAUUGAGGAGGCCAUGCUUGAGAUUGCAAGUUUACUUUUUGAUUUUAGUAAUUAUGCCUGUCAGCCGACCCCUCAUUUGAUAUGGUUUGUUGAACCACAACUGAAUGGCUCCCAACGUUCGGCUAAGGAGGCACUAUUGCUCUGGUGUCAAAACAAAACUCGGGGAUAUGCAAAUGUGGAUGUGAAGGAUUUCACUACCUCUUGGCGGGAUGGACUCGCCUUUGGAGCCCUGCUUCACAGUCACGAACCUGAAGCAAUCGACAUAUCAAAAAUGCGACCCGAUAAACCCAUAGAGAAUCUCACCAUUGCAUUCAAGGCAGCCGAGCAAUGUUUUGAGGUUCCACAAAUGCUUGAUCCUCAAGAUGUAAAUGUUCCCAAACCGGAUGAACGUUCCAUCAUGACGUAUGUUGCUUCCAUGUACCAGAUGCUCAACAAACAUCGAAACAAAAACAAAAACGCUACUCGAGUGGGAAAGACAAUUAACCAAGCAAUUGAAUUAAGAAACAAAAUCAACCAGUAUGAGGUGGGCAUCCGCAGUUUACUCCAGUGGAUUCAAAGCAAGACCGCAUUUUUCCAGCAGUCGAUUCGAACUCUACCAAUGAAUCUUGAUGAGGUGAAAAUGGCUCUUUUCAAUUUCACCCAAUACAGACGUACAGAAAAACCCCAGAAGUAUGAAGAAUGGAUAAAACUGGAGGGAAUCCUAUUUAGCAUCGCUUUACUUACCAAGGAGCUCCGUGCGAAGCCUUACACACAGUCAGACCCUCAACUCAAAAUAGCUACAAUUGCCAAGGCUUGGGAGGAACUUGAAAAUGCCGAAAACGACUUUGAGGAAGCGAUCCGGAAAGCUUAUCUGAGGCUUGAAAUGUAUGAGCGGAUGGUGCGUCGUUUCGAACACAAGGCAGCGAUGCGAGAAGACUGGUUGGCAGAUGUGGAAGAUUUAGCUGACCGUCUUCAAAAGUUGCCAGGAUCCCAAGCUGGUGCAGCAAGGAAGGCAGAAGCACUCAGGUUGGAGAUUGAGAGCAAGGAGAAGCGUUUCAAGGAGUUGGAUGAAUUGGCCUUGGAGAUAACCAAGUAUAGAGAAUACUCACAAGGCAGUAGUGUGCAACAACGCAAUGCAGCUCUACAAGUACGAUGGGCCGCUCUAAGUGGAGCCAAGAUGCGUGCACUUUUAGCACGGAUUGCCUUUCCUCAGACUCGAGCAGAUUUGUUGGAACAGCUGGAGCUUGCUACGAGCAAGAUUCAAGAGUUAGAGAAGCAACUUACGCAACCGACGAAGGGAGAAAUAGAAGCAAGGAAGAGUGAUGAUAAGACGAUGCCGCUUGAAGUGAUCCAGGCAGCUUUGGAUCGUCAUCGGAUUGCAGAAGCAGAGUUCCUGCCUAUGGAAAGGAAAAUUUACCAAAUUCGCAAUUCUGCAGAGGAUAUGUGGACGAAUGCUGCCCCCAUGCCAAACGCCGAUGCAGAGAAGGCCAGUGAUUUUCAAAAGUGUAACUCCGCCAUCCAACUGUGGAACAAAGUAGCAGACGAAAGUCGUCGACGCAAAGCUCAACUAGAGGGUAUCAGCUCCACCUACGGUCUCUUUACUAGCCUUGCAAAUGAACUCAGUUGGGUCACAGGAAAGAGAGAGUUCUUAACAUCUACCGCAGGUGUAACCAAAGAUCCCAGAAGCGCACGCGACCUACAACUGGCUCAGCGUUUGUGCAAAAAACACCAGGCAAUGGAAAGUGAAGUUGCCGCACAUGAACCAAUGUGGGACGACUUAAAACGCUCAGCGGAGUCGUUUUUGAACUCACGAACUGGAGGCAACAAUGUGGCUGAAGAUCCACUGGCCGACACACGGCAGUCGGUGCGUUCACAAAUAGCGACAAUUACCUCCGCAUGGAGUCAACUACGCGAGGAGAUGAAGGCACGCGAAAAUGCUCUCAAUGAGUGCCUCGAAUCUGCACAGUUUUAUGCUGAUGCUGAUGAGGCCUCAAGGUGGAUUCAGGAGAAGAUCCGUCUUGUCGAGGCAGCAGGGAUUAUCUCGCGUUCAGUUCAAAAUGAAAAGGAGUUGGAUGAGGCGCUCAAAAUGUGUGGAGUGGAUUCAAGUUCAUCAAUGGCACAAAAACGACGUCUGACUAAUCUGGAGGCAGAGGUGCAAGCCUUCCAAUCUAACGACAUGCAACGUCUGAAGUACUUCUCCACAAUCCUACGUAACCCGACGGAUUCUAGACCUUUGAGAACGGACCUGCUCGUACAAAAUGGCGCCGGUGAAAGUUCGGACAUUGAUAGUGAUACUGAGACAUCAGCGGGCGAAAUGGGUGCAAGUUUAGUUUUACCAAAGGAUAUAGAAGGUCGUGCUCAGGCUACUGGACGCUAUACCGCCAAGGAUCCUGCUGGUAGAGAUAUUGACCUAGAGGAGGGUGAGAUGGUGGUGGUGGUUGCCUGUACCAAUGCGGAUUGGUGGCACAUAAGGAAAAACGUGAGAGGUCAACAAAAGGAAGGUUUUGUGCCCGCCAAUCGCCUGAGACUUUUGCAAGCACCAGUUGCAGGAAAAAAGAUUUCCAAGAGCGAUGCACUCAAGGCUGUCAAACGAGAGGUUUCAAGAGGUCUCACCAUUCGUAAAACGCCCUCCGCUCGAAGCAGUAGCGAGCUGCAUUUUGAUAGGGAGAACAUUCAGAAAUGCGAGCAGAAAGUGAAUGUUGAAUUAAACCAGCUUUGGAAAUGCAUCAAGACAACAAUUGAGGAAAUCUCAAAAGGUGCUCCACUACUCAGUGAGAUAAACGAGCUUGCAGACAUCUUGACGGGAGUUGUGAAACCACUGGAGCGUUCCCUUUACAAACGAGGUGACGGCGAACUGUUCUACAAGAAACCUGUCGAAAGAAGAAUGAUAGACAUUCAAAAACAGUGGGAUAAUCUGCAUAAGCGCAAGACAUCGUUGGAGGCUGCCCUAACGAGCUCAAGCGGCUUGGGACAAUUCGAGAAGUUAGCCGAGACACUGGAAAUUCUCCUUGGCGAUCGCACAGCUCAACUUGAAUCCAUGCCAAAUACAGCUUCAAAUCCAGAGACCAACGCUGAGCUUCUGCGGAGAACUAAGGAAAUCAAGGUCGAGAAACCCCUGCUUGAUGAAAAGAUGUCCCGCCUACGAUCAAUAAGUAACAGUGUCUCACAAGCUCACCCCAAUGAUGCUCCUGCCGUAAAAUCACGUCUUCAGGCCAUUGAGCAUCUUUGGCAUCGACUGCAAGAUCUUCUAAAACGCAGAGAAGAUGCCUACAGUGGAGCAGCGGCAGAAUUCUCUUUAAGAACCAAAAUGAAUGAUUUGGAAGGAAAGCUGAAUUACGCCGAUGAACAGAUUGACACAUUGGAACCCACUGGUGAGAUCGUUGCCAGCCAUUCCAUUUUCCAGUCCCUUCUUCCACCCGACACACUGCACCAGAAGUUACGGAAAGCCGAUGAGCUGGAUGAUGAUUUGAAUCUCUACGAUGCCGCCGCGGCGGAGCUGUGUGAUGAGGCGCGGAGACUGCCAAGGAAUAGUAAAUCAAAGGACGAACUGAGUUCUGCCGCUGAUGUGCUUGCAUUGAAGAACGAAGAGCUCAAACGGAAACUCGGCGACAAGAAGGACAAUCUCACCAAUGCUGUCAAGGCGCAGAACUUCAACUCCGCUUUAACCUCAAUCGAAGGAAACAUAAAGGAACUGGACACGCGUCUGCAGAUGACUGAACCUUUAACUUCUCUCACCGACGUGGAUAGGGAAAAGCGUCGUAUCGGUGGGCUGAAGAUAGAAAUACUGAAAAAUAUUACAGCCGUCACUGUAAAUGAGGAUCGUAUCAAAGCCGCAGAACUCCCCAAAGAUCUAUCGAAUCCUCUCCUUAUGAAAAGCAAGUCCGUCCGGGAUGUUGCUAGCAGAGUUCUGAAAAAUGUAGAGGCCCGUGAUAGCGAAUUGGAAAAGGUCAUGGCCCAUGCCUUGGAUGAACUUCAAAAUCGAUCCUGUUGUCUUCCAAGUAGUGUAGAGGCCGCAAACUUCCCAAAUCCUCAAAAAAGAUCUCAAGAUUUAAAUGAUCGUCUUUUGGAUCUACACAAGUCCAUUGGUAACAAGGUAAAAGACCUGGCUAAUGCCGAACGCGCGGCUCAAUUUGACAGCGAUGCGGAUCAGAUCAUCAAGGCCUCUUCAAUUGCUCCUCAGCUUGCUUCCGCUCCCAGAGGUUCUGAUGAAAGGGAAAUCCAACCUUCUCAAAUACCUCGGAGUUAUGCAGAGGCUAUUAAUGCUUUAAAUGAAACUGAGAGGCGUAAACAAAACGUUAUGGAUGAGCUUGCAAAAUUGGAUGACCUGGAGAAGAGGGCGAAGAAAGCUGGUGCGUGGACUCCAGAUUUAGCAGCCCAAGUAAUGAAGAAGAAGAAAAUGCUCCAAAAGCAGCUUGAUGAUUUAGACAAUGAAGCGCAGCGAAAUAGGGAUUUGGCUGAUUGGUAUAAGGCAGUGGAUGAGAUGAAUAUGCUUAAAGACUGGGCAGAUGAACAGGCCGGCCAACAACGUGAUCAGCUAAGAAGGAAUUCCAGCUUCAGGGCGCCCCAGGAGUAUGCAACUCAACGCAAAAGCCACGAGCGACUCCGAGAUGAGGUGAAGCGCAAAGAUCCGCACCUACGAGAGUUGCUAGACGCCAAGCGGCGACCAAUUCCAGCCUGCUUGGCAGAUGAUGAGAUUGCUAAAGAAGUUCGUCCAAGUCUUCAACGCAGUUGGGCAAAUCUUCAGUCAGCUAUCGAUGCUCGAUCUCAGCAGCUGGACGAUGCGAUCUCUAACAUGAAUCUUCUUGCGGAAAUGGCCGAUCUAACGAAAUUCCUUAAUGCGAAAGCGGCUGAAGUCGAUAGACUGGUGAAUGUGAAGACAAGUCAGAAUGCCGAUUUGGCUGCAAAGAAGCUUUUUGAGGUUGAAAAAUACAUGAAGGGGACAGAAUCACAGGUGACGAAUCUCGAAAAUCAAGUAAAUCGGGUGUUGUCAACUUCCAACAUCGAACCCAGCUCGGUGAAACCGUUGAAAAACGGUAUCGUUGAGUUAAGAGGUUCCCUGGGAGAUCUAAGAGAUAAAGUGAAUUCAGCAAAGAGGAGUCUCUUCUUCCAAAAUCGAAUUGCUAAGUUUGAUGAAGAGGCUGACGAUCGGCAGCAAGACAUUACGAAUGCCCUUGCUUUCGUUAGUGCAACAGAUAUCGGCGAUGAUCCUGAACAAAUCGAGAAAACUAAAAAUCGUUGGCAGACCUUCCUUGCCGAUCUCCAUAAAUUAGUAAAUCGCGUGGACAGCUGCUUGUUGCAGGGUCGAGAGUUAUCCAACGAUCUAGACACAUUGGUAAAUCCCAAAAUCAGGCAAGCGACACCAACUGCAACAGAGUCCAGCCCAUCCACCUUCGGUCUAACCAUAAACCAGAUGGCCACACAGCCGCAGUCGACCUACCCCUUCUGCAACGCGCAAUCAGUGCGUGCGGGUGCCGAUCAGGUCUGCUCACAAGUAGAGUGUCUCGGUAGGGGUAAGAGUCUGCUCCAGGAACAGGUCAGCCUUGUGCAGAGCCGAAUAGAUCGCACUGGGGAUCUAUCACACUUCAAUCAAGCAUGGGCAGAUUUGAUGGAGUUGAUAAGAAACCGGAGUGCUCAGCUGACCGCCUUAAGUUCAGUAACGCCUAAGAGUACGUCGACACUGGCAGCGCAAGUAAAGAAGCACGAAGUCUUUGAGACUGAACUGGUCGGUAUUCGACAACAGGCUGACGAUGUAACUCACGAGGCACAGGAGCUGCUUUCACUUCUACAACAACCCAAAUCUCAUGGUGGAAGACAAAAUUCCAAGAUAGAGACUCUCAUUUCGGACCGCAGUCAGCGUCUCUCGGUUGCUCUGAAGGAUCUUGAAGCUAAAAUGGUCGAAAGACGCAAACAACUCAACCAGUGGAGUAGAUAUCUCCAAUUUUCUGAAAAGGUGCGAGAUGUCCUAUUCUGGUGCACUGAAGCGGAACAUGAGAUUGUCACGAUAGAACCAAUUGCCAAAACAGUUGCUGAAGCCUUCGCUCUGAUGGACCAGAAGUUUUCCACUACUCAAGCUAAUGAUAACGCCAGGAUUCCUGAAUCAAUUGACUGCAGUCAGGCGGAACUCCUGCAAGCAAAUUACUUUCGCAUGUCCGACGAGCUUCAGCAGCGUUGGAAACCAAUGUCGAUGCAGCUUGUCGCUGAAGCCGAAUCCAUGAUUGACGAAAAUCACUAUGCAGCUACCGAUCUAAAAAACAAGGUGGAUCAGAUGGUGAUAGCACAGCGAUCAGUAGAGGAUGGUUUGAAGAACUACAACCGAUGGAUUCUACAAAUCCUUGAUCUACUUCUACUGAAACGUGAAAUUUCCAAAUACUCCAGCCAAACCGUGAUUCAACGCGCUCGAAUUGAUACAAUAAUGGAGGAAUGCAGCAGUAUGCAAGCUGCUCCCAAAUACGCCAGCUGUGAUAAGCUUCACUCAAGUCUUGAUGUGAAGAGUAUGAUACAGAGAACAGAAAACAUAAUGAAGGUUAUGAGAGCGAAUGAUGAUAAAGUUGCUUCUCUGGUAUCCUCAGCGAACCUUAUGAUGCAGAAGAAGCACUAUGCCUCCACAGAAAUCCAUGAAGUUGUCAACAAAAUGCAGAUAGCACGUGUUUCCGUCCGACAAAUUUGUACUGAUCAAUUGGAAAGUCUCAAUCGCCGUCUAGAACAAGUUGUGUGGGAAGAAGAUGCCAGUGAUAUUGAGGCCUGGCUCACAGAACGUGAGAGCGAGUUGAACAUCUUGAUGACGCCUAAAAGUCUGCAUCAGAGUCAGUCACUUUCGAGGAAGAGCUCAUUCAUUGAAGAGGUUGCUGCUGUAGGGACUCAACUAGAGAUGCUACAAAGGCAAGAUAAGUUUCAGACAUCAAUAUUGGGCAACAAAGACCACAUUGAUGAGAUCUUGACACGCGGAGCCAAAUUGGUAGAAGCGUACACGAAAAUUCCCGCUGCAGAAGGUAGUAUGAUCGGCCAACAUAUCAGUAGUCGUUGUGCAAACAUCAAACAACGCUGGAAGAAUCUCAGAGAUUCACUUGCGUCAUCAUCUUCCGCAUUGGAGGCGUCCAGAGAUCUAGCACGCUACAAAAAUGAGGCGGAUGCUUUGGAAGGCUGGCUUCGUGAGAAGGAUAUCCUCCUGGCUAAAAGCGAUUAUGGAUCUGACUACGACCACUGCAUAUCUUUGAAGGACAAAAUUAAUGAACCUGCUGCUGGAAAAAUCGUUAACAAUGAAACAAUCCUCGAAUUCCGAUCGCUUUCCGAUAGAAUUUCACAGUCGCUUCGCAAACCUCCACCAGGAACUUACAAAUCCAUUGUGGUUUUGAACAAACAAACUUCCGAUUAUGUAGACAGGCGCACUGUCGACAUUUGCGACCGCUGGAGUCGAGUCCAGGAAGGUCUUGGUAGGUAUGCCAAACUGCUGGAACAGGCUGCAACUAUCCACGAGGUUGUGAGCAAAGUUGAUGGUCUUCUUAUUCAAAUCACAAAUCGCAAAGUAAAGGCAUCCAUGAGGGAUGAUCUAAAGAAACCGUUGACCGUUAAUGAAUUGGAGGCCCUUUUGCGAGAGUCGCAGACAAACGAACGGGACGUUGCUGCCAUUGAAGCACAGAUGAAAAAGGUUCAGGAAGAAGCAAAGAAAGCAACUGAAUCCUUUGACUCAAAUGUGCAUAAGACACAGGCAGGUGCUCUGGUUCAACAAAUAAGCAACAAGAUGAGUAAUUUGGAAGCCACGAUUAAGGAAACCAAAUCACUCCAGGAAGAACGCCGUGAUUUAGUCGAAUCAAAACUAGCUGCACAGCGCAUAUUAGAGGGUUGCCGCCAACUUGUAAACUGGUCGAAUGAAGUAGAGAAAGAGCUGAAACCCCAAAUUGUGGGCACAGCAGUUGUAGGAUUAGUAGGCAAACUGGCUGCACUAAAGGUGGGAAAACCAGUCAAGGCGGAGGAAACCAAUGAGGAGAAACGCCGGGCCUUUAUUGGGCGUAUGCGCCGACGCCUCACCGACUGUCAGUCAGAGCUGCCACUACGACAGCAACAACUAACGAGACUACAGUCACAAGCACAGCAGCUAAAGUCGGAAACGAUGGAAAGAAAGGCUAUACCGGGCGAAUUGAACCAGGCGGAUGAAGCACUCAGAAAGGCUGCUGAUAUUCUUGCUCGUUUAGAGAUUCAAGUCAAUAUUGAGGAAAAACGACAGGCAUUCGCAACUACCGGUAAGCAGGAGGACCGGUGGAUAGAUUCAGUGCAAAGUCAGGCUCAACAAGCGGUUAAAAGUGCCUUCCGAGGACUUGCAACGGAUUCUGAUAAUAGUAGUGGUGAUGAGGUGGAUCAGCCAAUGAUCGUGGCGUCCACAAACGGUGUACAGCAGUACGCUGCCCCUCCCUCUGAAUUGUCACCACAAGCUUGCAUGGCGAUGCUUGAUUCCUUGGCUUCGAGUUUAGAGGACCGCAAUGCAAUGAAAAAUCAAUUUGAUGAGCUUCAGCAAUGCCAUACGAGCUCCAAAGAAGCCAAAGAGAUCUAUACACCGGACAAGGUGAGGGAAGAUAAAGAGCUACUCGAUAAGACCCAAGCUAAGGCAUUAAUGACAAGUCAGAUGAUCGCAAAAAUGCGUGAACAAGUGCAGACCCGUACGGAGUGUGACAACUGGUUCAUUUCGGCCAAUGAAAGCCUAAAGUGGAUAAAAGAGAAUCAGUUGUUGGCUGCAGCCACUUAUGACUGGCGUGUUACACUCAAACGAUUUGGAGAAAGUGUUCCCGGUUCUGAGAAUGACCAAGUGUGUGGACCGAAAGGAUCGGGUGGAAUGGCUAGGAAGGUGGCUGGUCAUCGACGUUUCGUUGUCGAUAUUGACAUCGGCUUAGAAAUGGUCGACCGAUUGUGCGAACGGAGCGAACAAUUGGCUCGCUUAAAUCCCAAGAAGGCAAGCAAAAUAAGGAAUAUGGUGGAGGAGUUGCGAACAUCAGCCACGCAACUCCGUAGUACCUGCGCUGAGCACACAUUGCGACUGAACGAGGCCAACGAGUUGGUGAAAUGGGGUCAACUUAUGGACGAAGCGGUAGAGACAGCCAAACACACAGAGGCUCGGCUGAUGUCCGACGACUAUUGUAGAGACGAGAAUGGACUGAAGAGGUUACUCGAACAGCACAAAGUUAUAGCCCAGGACAUUCAGGAGACUCAAAAGGUUCGAGCAGAGACUCUCCUAAAGACAGCCACAGAGGCGGCGCAAAAAGGUCACUUCGCUGGUCCGAUGAUGGUUGCCGAGGCGAAGGAAUUGAGUGACACUGUGACGAUGACACUUCCGCAGCUGGCACAGGCGCGUCUUGAUGCUAUACACCUUAUGAUUACAUGGCGCCGGCUGGAAGAGAAUCUAAGGGUGGAAAUCGACUGGCUCAAAGAGCAGCUCAAUAGUCCCAUUCUCGACAUUCAUUCAGCCGCUAUGCAAAAUUUAGACCAAAACACUGCCACACGGCAACUGAAAAUGCUAUCCGAGUUGGCUUCCUGUCUGGCAGCUCAGAGCCCCAAAAUUGACGAAAUUGCGGAGAACGUAAACAAGCUUACCAACAGUGCUUCUGGCAAAUCAAAGUCUCUUCUCAGCGACCUUGGAACUCUUCAGGAGGCCUCCCAUUCAGCCAAUCAACUCAUGAAUAUGAAAUCUAAAUUGGAGUUACAAGUUGGCGUUGCGGGUGGAUACCUAAUCACCCAGCAUAUGUAUCUCCAGCAUGUCCACGACAUGCAAGAGGCACAAGAGUGGAUCAAAGCUCAUCUUUAUCCACUUUCUAAGCUUGCCCAUACGACAGAUUCAAGUGGCACCAAGUCUGCCUUCCAGAAUGUAUCGAGACUACGUGGUGAUGUUUCAGCCUUUAAGCGAAGCACGAUUAGUCAUCUUUCAGCGCGGCUGCAGCAGCGAUCCUUUACAGAAGAUGCAGAAGCCAACAAUUUCGUACCACCUGAAGAGAGGACUCGCGCGAUCGUGAGCGAUGAUCUGUGCAAGCUUGUUGAAAGGAACAAAGGCAGCACUGAAACCCAAAAUCAAAAAGACAUGCAGGCAAACCUGAAUAGAAAAAUGGCUGAUCUUCUAACCAAUUUCGAUGUCCUAUCUUCGUACCUGGAACUUGUUGAACUCCGUCUAAAAUUGAGAAUAAAAAUCGAUACAUACAACACACAAGGCGAUGAAUUCAACAAAUUUCUAUCCAGUCUUGAUGUCGACAUAGAGAGUAGAGAAUACGGUGGAGAUCUGGACGAAUGCGAAACCCUCCUGGCCAAAUUUACUGAACGAAUGGAAAGCACUUCCAACUCGGGUACUUCUCACUUAACAAAUUUGACUAAUCGAGCCAAACAGCUCACAGAAACUGCCGAUGAGCUUAUGGAUAAGAUUAAUUCGGAAGAGCAAAGAGUAAAAAAGUCACAGAUGGAAGAAUCACAAGGAUGGACUUCGAUACCACGUGAACUGCUCAAUUUACGCGGUGAUGUUCAACUCGAUAUGAAAACCGUACAGGAGAGACAAGUUGAGUUAACGCAAAGGUGGGCAUCCGUGCGUACAGGCAUGAAACGUAGGAAGGAGAGUCUUCAAUCUGCAAUGCGAAUACAUGCUUACAUGUCCGAUGUGGAAGAUCUGCUCGAGUGGAUUGUAGAAAAGUCACCCGAAACUCGUGACAAUCAGGGAAGCACCGUCCUUCUUGGCCGUAUAUCCAGCCUAAAAGCUGCACGACCUGAUAUAAACCCUCACACCUCCACUGGCCUUGAGCAGGCACUCAAUGAGCAAGAGAAAUUGCGAAGGGAAGUUAAUGCUAUGAAGAAACAAGUGGAAAAACAGGAACAAGAGUGCGCUCGCCUUAAGAAGGAGUGUCCAGAUCGCGCACCGGAGAUCGAAAAACAAUGGAAGCGUCUUGAGACUGCUUGGAACUCGUUACAGAUAGCUGUGGGGGGAGAGAGACAGCGACUGUCGGAGGCGCAGCAGGUGACCCAGUGGCAGUCACGAUGCAAGCUUCUCUACGGUUGGGCUGAGGAACAGCGUCUUGCAAUGUUGGCUGUUCGAGAGAUGCCCGUUGACCUCGAUGAGGCCGAAAACCUUCUUGAUACUCACCGGCAGAUCCGCUUACAAAUCACCAAACGUAUGCCAGAGAAGGAGGAGGUUAUUAGAUCGGGACAGGAUCUUUCCAACUCCAUUCCCUCCUCAAAGAUAGUAAUUAAUAAGUCAACAGAGAAACUAGAAACGGCAUGGUCGCAAAUGCAGACACUGUGGAAUUCGAGAAAUAAUCUCUACGAAAAGAAUCUGGAUCUGAGGAAACUCUAUGGGGAGAUGGCAGAACUAGACGCCUGGUUGGAUGACCAGGAGCAUAGACUAGAGUGUACGACAAACAUCAUAGCAGGAGACACCUCAGUGGCCAAUCUUGAUCAGGCGAUUGCCAAUCAUGCAGACAUCGAGAAGGCGAUUGAGGAUGCCAAGCAGCGCUUUGAUGCGAUUAAACGGCAGACUCUUGUGGAGACACUCAAAUUUGAGUUUCUCAAAUUUAUGACGAAACGGAAUGAGAGCAGUAAUGUUGGCGACCAACCAUUUUCAGAUGCGCGUAUUGCUGAAAUUCAGCGACGCGAGACAUCCAAGAUCAAUCGUAAUCGGUCGAAACGCAUAACACCCACGACGAACUCAACUGAGCAGGCAAAUAAGGAGAACCUUCAAGCCAUCUUCGGUAACAUUGCUCCAAUAGAAGCAAAUGUCGGACAAAGUGUGCAGCACGCGUCCCCUCCCAAAUUGGUACCUUCGCCAGUCUCCUGUCAAAAUGACUCCUUUGGUAUGACGAACGCACAAUUUGUGCGAAGAGGCAGUGACUCUAGUGAUAUCGACAGCCUACCUGUCACAAGAGUAGUGGAUAUGAAACCAACGAUACCGUCAAGGGAACAACACAGCCCUCUCCUUCGCUCUCCUAGUCAAAAGAGCAAUCCAAGGCUUUUAAAUUUAUUUAGACAGAGUACAAAUGAAUCUUCUGCUUCUUCUGUUUCCAAUGUUAUGCCCGCCGUUACCAGUCCAGAACCACGAGUUGAGACUCCACAGCGUUGGAGUUCGAAAGUCCUCCCAAAGUUGAGAGGAAAUGAAACCCCUUCGUCUCCAACUCUUUCAACUACUGGGAUACUCAAAACAGGACAAGUGGCCUCUUUAUCGCCUUCUGUUUCGCCUGUCUCAACUAAAGUUGUGUCCAAACCACCUCCUUUGGUAAUUAAUACCAAGGGACCAGUUCAGCUUGGCUAUAACAGUCACUCCACAGCUUACACACGCGAACGACCACCUGAUUUGCCUCCAAAACCAUCCAAUAGUGCAGCAUUCCGCGAAAAGGACGUUUGGUCGCCCGGGGACCUUUCUUCCACUUCCAUGAAUGAGAUGAAGUUCAGUGUCACCUCCAACAACUCCAGAGUCGAUUACACAAAUAGACCGCUUUCUGUGUCCUUAAAACACCACGAAAACUCAUCAAAAGUCAGCUUGACGGGGUCUCUAGCACGAAAAAUUGUUGUUGCACCUAAAUCCUACCGUGGUGUCACUAAGAAGUGGCUACCUAUUGGACAAACGGCUGGUUAUAAUUGGGCCGUUCUAGACGACACUCGGCUGAGCUUUUAUGAGAAUGAAGGAGCUCCCACAAUUGGAACCGCACCAUUGGCCGUCUUCUUUGUUCAGGGUGCUACGGUUUCACAUUGCCUUCCUAAGACAAGCAAGACCUAUGUCCACGUAAUGCAGGUGAAACUAGAGGACGGCAUGGAGAUACUUCUAGCUGCUAACACUUUGGACAAUUACAAUCGGUGGUAUGAAUGCCUUAAGUCUGCAUCCUAUAGUCCUAACACCACGUCUAUUUUGGUACUAGAUCAUUCAACCAGCAAUGUGUCGAGGAACUCCAGCAAUACAAGUCACUCUCCUUCUUCUUCUCGUGAUAACGCGGCAGUUUUGAUUUCAGGAUCGCACAGAACCUGGACACUGCCGAGGGGAGGCUCACUGAGACACAGGGAAUCCGGCGAGGGUGGUAACCACGGCAGCACGUGGACUCGUCUCACCCGGUGGAAACACAGGAAUUCUAGCGUUGACAAAAAUUAG